This is a messenger RNA of Drosophila serrata, 961 nucleotides long. RefSeq names its product fas-associated death domain protein (gene Fadd). Gene Ontology annotation, biological process: signal transduction. Gene Ontology annotation, molecular function: protein binding. Lineage: Eukaryota; Metazoa; Arthropoda; Insecta; Diptera; Drosophilidae. The record is from RefSeq and is a predicted model, not a curated record.
UGCGAAAGAAAGGUUUUUGGGCUUGGCAACUUUGGAAAUUGGUAGUUACCGCUAUUGGCCGUGUUAUUAAUAACAAUGAUCCGCAACCACUGGAGCUACGACAUCCUGAAGCAGAUGGCCAAGGAGGGCUGCUCGGACAUCAAUGAGCUGAAGGCUCUGUUCAUCACUGAGAUUGGGUCGCAGCGGCGGUACGACUGCAUCCGCUGUGUCGAGGAUCUCAUAGACUGCCUGGAACGUGCGGACGAACUGUCCGAGGACAACGUGAACCUUCUGCACAGGAUGUCCAGUAAUCAGCCAAAGCUAAUAGAUGCUUUGAAUGGCUACACACCACCACCAGCCCAAGAUCGGGUGAACCGUUACCAGGAACUGCGUCUCGCCGAGGAACUCCGCGAGCAACUGCGGAUCGGUGCACCACAGGUGACCUGCGCUACGAGACAGACAGCUGCUCCUCUCUCAGCGCCUCUCCCACCCACACAGAUGUCCACAUCCCCGGCUGCGUUCACGGAGCGCAAGCGGGCUGCCGUAUUCAAGAAGAUUUCCGAGGAACUCGGACGCUUCUGGCGUCGCCUGGGCCGAGCGGCGGGCAUUGGCGAGGGUUCGAUGGACAACAUCGAAGCACGGUUUCCCCACGAUCUGAAGUCUCAGAUCCUUCGCCUGCUGCAGCUGAUCGAGGAGGAUGACUGUCAUGAUCCGAAGCACUUCCUCAUUCGCCUUUGCCGUGCCUUGGGUGAGUGCGGGCGCAAUGAUCUGCGAAAGAAUGUUGAGCAAAUAAUGUCCUACUAAAUUAUACUUACCUGCGUUAGAGUGGUUGCAAUUUAUCUGACGGUUUGAUAACAACAAGGUGAUUCCCCACAGAACCCAAGAUAAGCUCAAGCCAAAAAAUGUGCCUUUUGUUGUAACUUCCUCAAGUUAAUCUUUUGAGGCAAACAAAUAUCCAAUAUGCUUCCAGAUUGUUAAUUGC